GCGGCGGACACCGAGUCAAAAUGAGAACGCUGACCUCAACGCUGUGGGUGGUGCUGUCAAUAGCAGCAUCACUUGCUGUACCCAUCAAAGAUGUAGACACCGCUUUGUCCAGAGAGAAGAGGUCCCCAGGAGGUUGGCACUCACCCCCAGAAGGAGUUUGGAAGAAAAAACUCGUCUGGAAAGAGGAGUGGAAACAGAUCUGGAAAACGGACAAAAAACUAAUAUGGAAAACAGAAUGGAAAAAGGAGAAGGUACCAGCAUGGAAAACAGAACAAAUUCCACAGUGGAAAGAGGAAAAAGUUCCAGCUUGGAAAGUAGUGCAGAAACCAAUCUGGAAGGAAGUUCAAGUUCCAAUAUGGAAAGAAGUCCAAGUUCCGGAUUGGAAGAAAGUCUGGAAACCAGUUUGGAAGAGUAUUCAAGUCCCAGUAACGAAAACCAUACAGGUCCCAGAGUGGAAACAGAACUACGUACCAGCUUGGGUUAAGGAAGGCGUACCCGGAGAGAAAUAUUUGGGAAAAGACGAUCACGGAUGGGAAUACACCAGCCAUGAUCUCUGGAGAAAGAAGAUGAUCUGGAAGCCAGUAUGGAAGAAAGUAUGGAAGACCGAGCACAAACAAGAAUGGGUAACUGAAAAGAAACUGGAAUGGAAGGAAGAAUGGAAACAAAUCUGGAGGACCGAAAAGAAACAAGCGUGGGCAACAGAGAAGAAACAAGAGUGGGUAGAGGAAAAAGUACAAAUUUGGAAAACCGUCAAGAAAGAAAUAUGGGUACCUGUACAAAAGAAAAUCUGGGUAGAGAAAUGGAAACAAAUUCAGGUGCCCGUGUGGAAGACCAUCGAGGUCCCAGCUUGGAAGAAGGUAUGGAAACCGGUGUGGCAGAAAGUAUGGGUACCGAUACACCAUGAACACCACGGAUGGGACUAAAGAAGGUACCAACCAUGACACUUUGUAAAUAUAGACAGAUAAUACAUAGUCAUUUUGUUAACUAAUUGUUACCGUCGAUACCAAGAUGUGUUUGUAAAUAUUUUAUUGUAGGAAAUAGAAAGACCUGGGAAUUGAGUGGCAACUGUAUUUGUAACUUCAAAUCACUUAGAUAUAUAGAAUAAACAUUCCACAUAGACCAGUAUUAAAAGGAAUCAGCUGAGUAGAGUUCUACUGUAAAAGAGGAUAUGUUAAGAACCCUUCCGA
Messenger RNA from Achroia grisella, 1187 nucleotides. Its product is annotated as golgin subfamily A member 6-like protein 25. The record is from RefSeq and is a predicted model, not a curated record. The transcript has 2 exons. Lineage: Eukaryota; Metazoa; Arthropoda; Insecta; Lepidoptera; Pyralidae. Bases 21 to 923 code for a protein of 300 amino acids.